UUGACACAAGCUUUUAUUUUUUAAAUCCUUGAACCAAAGAACUCUAUAAUAUUUAUUUGAUUUGACAAUUGACAUAAAUGGUCACUCAAAUUAAAAAACGGACCAAUCUCAAUUUUUUGUUAAGAUUGUUGAAUCAAUUUCUUAUUCACAACGGAUUUUGUUUUUAAAGAAAGGGGAUUUGUCUGGUGGCGGGAUUGGAUCUCUCUCUCUCUCUCAUAGCCACUGCUAACGGCACGUUAUCUUCAGAAUUUGGAGAAAUGAAAAGACUUCACUCUCUCUUUCACACCAUAAGUUCCUGAAUAGUAAUGUUCAUCCACCAAAAGAUUCUCAAUUCUCAUGUUACGUUGAUGCUUUCUUCAAUGCACUCCAAUGUUGAAAGCAGCCUCAAGUAUUCAUUCACCAUGCAGCAGCAGCCAAUAACCUCCUGCGCCUACUCCAAUUUCAGAUGCAGAGCCAAGAAAUCAGCUGGUAGUGGUAACAAUGGCGCUGGAAACGGUGUCGACCAGAGGCCCAGACGCGGCGAGACGCUUCAUCUUGACAAAAGCGGGAGAUGGCGAAGCUUCACAGCCAAAAAGAUGUCCCGGAAAAGAUGUGGUUCUUUGAGGGGAUCGGGAUGGAAGUACGGAUCCGGAUUCGUGGACGGAAUCUUCCCAGUGAUGACUCCAAGUGGUCAGCAGAUUCUUGAACUGGUGCAGGGCGAAGAAGGAGUGGACGAAAACACCAUCUGGACAAUUCUUCAUAAUCUGCGUGCCUCUCACGACACAUUCGACGACCUCGUCAAUGUGCUCGUCCAGCUUCGUCUCAACCAAAAAUGGGAUCCAAUUGUCAUGAUAUGCCAAUGGAUGUUGUACAGGAGCUCAUUCAAGCCGGAUGUGAUCUGCUACAACUUGCUCAUUGAAGCGUAUGGGCGGCAAUCACAACACAAUAAGGCCGAAUCCGUCUACUUUGAGCUUCUUCGUGCCAAAUGCGUGCCUACCCAACAUACUUACGCACUUCUUAUCAAGGCAUACUGCACUGCUCGCCUAACGGAGCAAGCUGAAGCGGUUGUUUCUGAGAUGAACAAGUAUGGCCUUCCACCCAGUGCAAUCGUCUACAACGCUUACAUCGAUGGACUAGUGAAGGCAGGAAACCCGUACAAAGCAGUGGAGAUCUUUCAAAGAAUGAAGAGAGACAACUGCCAACCUUCCGCUGAGACCUACACUUUGUUGAUCAACUUAUAUGGCAAGGCUAGGCGUGCUUACAUGGCAUUGAAGUUGUUCAACGAAAUGAGAAGCCAGAGCUGCAAACCAAACAUCUGCACAUUCACCGCUCUCAUCAAUGCUUUUGCAAGGGAAGGGCAAUGCGACAAGGCAGAGGAGAUAUUCGAGCAGCUUCAAGCAGAUGGCUUCGAACCCGACGUUUACGUCUACAAUGCCCUCAUGGAGGCUUACAGCCGCGCAGGUUUCCCUUAUGGCGCAGCAGAGAUAUUCUCAGUGAUGCAGCACAUGGGUUGUGAACCAGAUAGAGCUUCAUUUAACAUCAUGGUUGAUGCGUAUGGCAGAUCCGGGCUUCAUUCCGAAGCAGAAGCUGUGUUUGAAGACAUGAAGCAACUCGAGAUGACACCAACAAUGAAGUCCCACAUGCUGCUUCUAUCCGCCUAUUCGAGAGCCGGGAAUGUGGACAAAUGCGAGGAGAUCGUGAACCAGAUGCAAGAAUCUGGGAUAGAACCAGACACAUUUGUGCUGAACAGCAUGAUCAACCUCUAUGGAAAGCAAGGCCUGUUCCACAAGAUGGAACAAACUCUAAAAGCAAUGGAUCACAAGGGAGCUUACGCAGUACCCGACAUUAGCACCUACAACAUCCUCAUCAACGUAUACGGCAGGGCAGGGUUGCUGGAAAGGAUGGAAGGUGUGUUCGGUUCUCUCCCCGAGCUGGGAUUGAAACCAGAUGUUGUUACUUGGACCUCCAGGCUAGGAGCUUACUCGAGGAAGAAGAUGUACACAAAGUGCUUGGAGAUAUUUGAGGAGAUGAUUGAUGCUGGAUGUUGCCCCGAUGGUGGGACUGCUAAAGUUCUCAUGGCUGCUUGCUGUAGUGAGGAUCAAGUUGAGCAACUUACCACUGUGAUUAGGACUAUGCACAAGAGUAUCUCUACUACUACGCCUCUCUGAGAUUGGGAGUCAUUAACUCAUGGUUUGGUGGUGGUGAAGUUCCAGGUGGGAUCUCAGUCUCUCAUUGCCUAAUUUCAUGCUUGUAAAUAGAGAGGUUGGUCACACGAAAGAGGGCAGGGGAGAAGUCUUCUAUACGUAUAUAUUAUCCAUAGUUAGUAAAAUACGACGACACGUUUAAAAGUUAGCAAUCCAUUAUAAAAUUAUAAAAAUGUAGAACUAUAAUAUAAAAUUUAAUAUAGAUAUAAAAAUUAU
Linum trigynum is the source of this 2399-nucleotide messenger RNA. The record is from the annotation of a GenBank genome assembly. Lineage: Eukaryota; Viridiplantae; Streptophyta; Magnoliopsida; Malpighiales; Linaceae.